Molecule: messenger RNA, 778 nt
Organism: Colletotrichum navitas
Lineage: Eukaryota; Fungi; Ascomycota; Sordariomycetes; Glomerellales; Glomerellaceae
Exons: 1
Coding region: 176-622 (148 amino acids)
Source: RefSeq, a predicted model, not a curated record
AAUGUCGCGGUAUCAUGGGCACCUCACCUACAGUGGCAUUGCUGCCUUAAUUAGUUUUUAAUUUUUCAAUCUUCUUGCGCUCUCGGUCAAUCUUUGAUUCGCACGAUUUGGUCGCUCGCCUGUCUACUUCCCUCGCACCACACAACGUUACUCCUCCCGCUUCCCCCCUCUUUGCAUGUUAAGUCUUGGCGAUAUCCACUCAUCUCCUCGCACCAAAAACACUUACUUCCCCAAGGCCCGGCACACCGGCUUCUCUGGCGUGGGCCGCAACACGCGGUGUUGCGCAACACUCUGUGGACGAGCCGGUUUGGACGGCUUGUCGCUGACCAAGCAAGUGGGAGGGACCGGCGACUGUGCUGCGAACAUGGGCCACGGGUGGGAGACUCAGCAGACGAGCUUGCGCGUAGCCCUUGGCGCCCAGGAUCUGGAGGUCUUGGCUGCGGCGGAGAGGCCAAGAAGAGAGGAGCGGAAAGCUUCUUUCUGCUCUUGGUCAUCGCCCCUCAGCCAACUAUGUCAAGUCAUCUGGCCCCGAAAAAGGGUAGGAGCCACUCCCCCCGCUUAUCGAGGUCUUGGCAUCGUCUACGGUCGAGUCGAAAAAGGGGAGGUGGAGGAGCUCGGUUAAGCACAUUAAAGGGGAUAUGACGAGCCGGCUGCAUCGGGGAGGUCCAAUCCCCGACACCGUUUAUCGAGUUAUGGGAUAUGCACUUAUCGGAGCAUCUGAGGCCGCCGCCGCCGCCGCCGCCCUCCCCUGGGCAUCCGUGGAAGCCCCCCCCCCCCC